Paramecium sonneborni is the source of this 1734-nucleotide messenger RNA. NCBI's taxonomy places the organism in Eukaryota, Ciliophora, Oligohymenophorea, Peniculida, Parameciidae. The record is from the annotation of a GenBank genome assembly.
CACAAUUGCUUUAAUUAAUAUUAAUUCAAUAUUUGAUGCAUUAAAAACUGUGGAUUCCUAUUCCAAAUGAUUUUAAACCAAAAUAAGAUCAUCUAAUUAUCUAAGGGGAAUUCACAAAACCUAAUGGGAAAUCUAGAUUACUUUAUGGUUAUGAUCAUUACGUCGUAUGCGUUAAGGUAAAUCAAUUUCGUUAAUUAAUUAGAAGGAUGGGUAGAUGAAAAAGUGUAUAAAGUUAGAAUUCGAUACUAAAUUUGAAAUAGUAAGAUAAGCAGUUUAGAAAAAAGAUGAAGAUGACGAUUCACUUGGGCCAAUAAUAGGAAUUUAAUUUUUAAGAGAUAUUGCUGAAAUAAUGCCUACCUAUAAAUUAAGUGCUUCAGCAAAAUUAAUAUUAGAAUGGAGAUAAUACUUAAGUCCAAGAAUUAAUUAAUGGCAGUUUCAUCAUAUGUUUAGAGUUUAUAAAAAAAUUGGAAAAGGAAAUUUUGCUUCAGUAUGAAUAGUUAUUUUAUAAAAGGUCUAUAUGGCUGAAAGAAUAGAAGAUGGAGAAGAAUUUGCGAUAAAAGCUUUUGCAAAAUAGGCUGCAUAUGCAGAAGAGAAUGGGAAAGAAGCCAUUUUAAAUGAAUUGGCAAUAAUGAGGAAAUUACGAAACAAACAUUUAAUGAGAUUAUUUGAAGUUUAUGAAACAUAGAAUUCUUUAUAUGUAGCUUUAGAAUUAUUGGAAGGAGGAUCCUUAUUUGAUUUGAUCAAAGAUAAAGUUCCUAUUAAUAUAAAAUAAAUACAAUAAAUAAUGGUGGGAAUAUUAAUUGGUUUGUAGGAAAUGCAUAAAAAAGAAAUAAUGCAUAGAGAUUUAAAACUUGAAAAUAUAUUAUUUAAAACUCCAAAGUAUAAAUUAAUAAAAAUAUUUAUUAGGAAAAUGGAAACAGUAGUAAUAGCUGAUUUUGGUUUAGCAACUCAUGUUAAUGAACCAGUUUAUUUAUAUUGUAGAUGUGGAACUCCUGGUUAUGUAGCACCUGAAGUUAUUAAUAUAAAGGAUAUGAAAUCUAAAUAUUCAUCAAUCUGUGAUAUUUAUAGUUUGGGAUUAGUGUUUUAUUUAUUAUUAUCUGGUAAACCAGCAUUUAAUGGAAAAAGUUAUGCUACUGUUGUUAAAUAAAAUAGAGAAGCUAAUAUAGAUUUUGAAAUCAAACAACUUUAAAAUGCACCAGGAGCUGCUAUUGAUUUAUUAAAGUAAAUGUUAGAAAAAGAACCAAAAAAAAGAUUAAAUGUUGAUAAAUGUUUACAUCACACUUUUUUAUCUGAAAUGACAAAAUAAAUGUUCGAAUCUGAAAAAGAAGAUUCAUAAAACAUUGACGAAGUUGAUGAGGGUAAUGAUGUUCAAAAUAUGAUGAAUAAAAUUAAUGAUGAGUAAUCCUAUUUAUUUUAUUUAGGUAUUCUAAAUUUGAUGCUUCAAGGAAUAUUAAUUCUCCUCUUUUAUCACCAAAGCAAUCUCCAGGUUUAAUUAUGUAAAAACAAAUUUAGCAAUAAAAAUAAAUUGAUUCAAAUAAAGCAGUAGGUCAUGACUCACCAUUGUUGAAAGGAAAAGUUGAUUCAGUUGAUAGUGCAUAAUCAAUUGGAACUCCUACAAAGAAAAAUAAUUAAUAUUAACCAUCACCAUAAAUCAAACCUUCAAGAUUUGCCAAAUAAGCUGAAAAUAAUCCUUUAAUGAAAUAUGCAAAAAAAGACUGAAAAUUUAUCAAAUGU